GAGACAGGGAAAAAUACAAGAUGUAGCGAACAACCAGGACCAAGUAUAUUUGGAAGAAGCAGCACAUGCAGAGGCAGCUGUAGAGAAAGACAUUUUAUGCAAUAACUUUGCGAAGCACCAUCAAAGAAGGAAAAACAAAGCCAGCCUGUAUAAACCACAAUGAAGAAAUUCAGAAAUUUCACAGCUGCCCGUUCCCGAGGUAGACUGGGGGAUCUGAGACUGGAGGCACUGAUACGGCCCCCCAAACGGGUUUUCAUUAACAACGCAGACUCCUACUCAUCUGGAUACAUUGCCAGGUUCUUGUGUGACCCUACAGGUAAAUUACUUGUUGAUGCUGAAAUAGAUAUAGAGAAGGACAAGGUUGAUCUUAAGUUGCCAGGAGCGCUGCAGAUUGUCGGGACUGUUUCUGAGAAAUCGGAUGAAAACAGAUUAUUCAUGCUGGAAGAAUAUUUUGGUCUGAACAGAGAUGAGCUUCUUCCAAAACUGUUGGAGUCUGAUGUCAUCAUCUAUAAUAUCAGCCAACAUGAGGACCAGGUGGAGGAGGCCAUGUGGGCUCUAACGGCACUUCACAAGGACAUAGCACAGUUUUCUGGACCAAAGACGUUUAUCCUCAUCUCCACUGUGUUGACGUGGGUUUGCAUCAAGCCAGGUCCUAAUGAGCUGGUGUUUCCAUUCACUGAUCAUGAUUUCCUAAAGAGAAGACCACAUCCGAACUUCAAGCCACAUUAUGACCUGGAGAGGAUGGUGGUUAAAGUAGGCAAAAAUGACAGAUCACUAUUCUCAACGUAUGUGGUUGUGUCGGGACUUCAGUAUGGAAUGGGAGAGCAGGUCUUUCACUACUUUUUCAAGACAUCAUGGCUUGGUCGAGAAAAUGAAAUACCCGUGUUUGGUGAAGGCAACAACACCAUUCCAACAAUUCACAUUGUUGAUUUAGCAAGUGUUAUUCACGAGGUCAUUAAACAUCAGCCUGAGCCUUAUUACUUGUUAGCUGUGGACUCUGCCAAAAACACCAUGAAGGAGAUUGUGAAGGCAGUUGCUACCACUCUUGGACCAGGAAAGAUACAAAAUAAACCAUUUCAGGAAGUUUACCUCACACAGGACUUGAGCAUGUUAGAAAUCGAUUCUCUGAGAGUCAACCUGCGCUUGGACGGCGUGUUGGUCAGAGAGCUGUUUGAAGUCAACUGGCGAUACGAGUCUGGUCUGGUGACCAACAUAGAGCAAAUGGUGGAGGAGUACCGUCAGAUCAGAGGACUUGAGGUACAACAUUGUUUGGCUGUCAAAUCAAAACAUAGAAAACAGUACUAAUCUCCAUCAGAUUGA
Molecule: messenger RNA, 1320 nt
Organism: Cynoglossus semilaevis (tongue sole)
Lineage: Eukaryota; Metazoa; Chordata; Actinopteri; Pleuronectiformes; Cynoglossidae
Product: adenylate kinase 7-like
Exons: 10
Coding region: 160-1305 (381 amino acids)
Cellular component (GO): cytoplasm
Molecular function (GO): aldehyde dehydrogenase (NAD+) activity
Source: RefSeq, a predicted model, not a curated record